Molecule: messenger RNA, 7473 nt
Organism: Coregonus clupeaformis (lake whitefish)
Lineage: Eukaryota; Metazoa; Chordata; Actinopteri; Salmoniformes; Salmonidae
Product: SHC-transforming protein 3
Exons: 12
Coding region: 2102-4225 (707 amino acids)
Biological process (GO): cell surface receptor protein tyrosine kinase signaling pathway; intracellular signal transduction
Cellular component (GO): plasma membrane
Molecular function (GO): receptor tyrosine kinase binding
Source: RefSeq, a predicted model, not a curated record
GAGAGAAAGAGAGAUAGAAAGGCCUUGCUCCAUUCACAGAAACAUUGGUAUGCGAGCCUAGCUAUUUCAUUCACAUAAAGACUAAACAAUAUUUGCCUUCCUUCAUCGUUUCCUCUUUCUCUUCUUUUCCUCUCUUCUUUCAUCCCUCCUUCGUUUUUAUUUGCUUUUGUUUCUGACGAGAAACGUGCUUCCUUUUUUUUUCUGUAUUUGCCAGGCAGGAAGGCGAGAGAGAGAGAGAGAGAAAGAGAGAGAGAGAGAGAGAGAGAGAGAUGUUGGGAGGGACUGCAGUGCAGUGCGAAAUCUGCAGCAGCAGGAUGAGAGAGAGCGAGGAAGCUUAUGAAUGACUGUCAGUCUUCUUGGUUGUGUCGCUCCUGUGGACAUUUUACAUGAAUGGUUUUUGGCUUCAUGUAGAAAGACUGCUUAUCUAGACUGCUGCUCUAUUGAUGCCUUGCUGUUCGGACGAGCCUGUCUUCUUGUGUUUCUGUUCUGCGCUGAGUCAGUGUUAUCGGUUUAAUGUGAAAACGUGUUUUUAUUCUGUUUAUUCAUUAUUCACUGAGAUAAUUCAGGACAGGCAGGUUGUUAUCCAGAGAGGUGAAGUAUUAUUUUACUGAUCCUUUGUCUCAGUAUGUUAAUUGAAUAGUGAUAAUGCACAUUCAACAGAGGAAGGAAAACAUCUAUUCUACAUUGUUCAAUAUUUUUGAACGAUAGAUUAUCAUGACGUGUACUGAUGCAUUUAAACAUAUAGAUGUGUUAUUUAGAUAUUUUUUUAUACACGAUUAGGGGCUAUCUUUCUCCAUCUCAUGCAUGUGUCAUCAUCACGGUAGAAUAUAAUCUUUACCUUUUAUGAUGUUAUAGAAGAUAUGUAUUGAUGUGUCUGUGUCAUUGCAUGUUUUGUACGCUCCAAUGAGAACAGUAUGUUGUGACAUUCAAUUUGUACAUUUUGUUGCAAAUACAGAUACCAGUAAGAUUGUCCUCUUCUUCUGAAGUACUGUAGACAGGGACUAGACUCAUUGCCAGCAGCAUGCCUAUCACUCACAUGAAUGUUAUUUUUCAUUGUUUCCUAUUUAUUUGUCAUCAGUAGGCUAUAUUCAGCAUCAAUUGCUUAGAUUUCCCCCUUCACAGGAACAUAACCUCUUUUAAUCCCAGUCUGUAGAGGAGUAUGUUUUAACCAGAUAAUGAGAGAAGGGAGUAUGUUUUAACCAGAUAAUGAGAGAAGGGAGUAUGUUUUAACCAGAUAAUGAGAGAAGGGAGUAUGUUUUAACCAGAUAAUGAGAGAAGGGAGUAUGUUUUAACCAGAUAAUGAGAGAAGGGAGUAUGUUUUAACCAGAUAAUGAGAGAAGGGAGUAUGAAAGGAGACAAGUUGAUAAUGAUUUUAUUAUCUUUUAUCAUCAGGAUAUAUUUUUGUCUUCGUAAUUCUCUUUCCCUUUUCCCCACAACCGACCGUACCACAGAAUAAAAUAGAAAAGCAUUCCUGCGGUGAAGAGGAAAUAUCCGUCUGGGAAAUUUGAGAAUUGAUUGGUUCUAGUGUGCUGUAAGUGGGAGGAUUUUUUUUUUUUGCAACAGGAAGUGAUUUUCAGUGUUCAGUGAGCCUUUUGUUGAGAAGGUCUCCUCAGAUCUGUGAGUCAUGCUUCUGCUUUGAGCCGGUAGGCAACAGUGAGAGGAGAGCAGAAGCUCUAUUUAACUAUAUCCUCCUCUACCACAUCCAUCUCUCUCUCUGCAUUCUGGAAGCCUCUGGAACCUUUUUUCCCCUUUCCUCCAUGUUCUAUUUCCAUGGAUUGUGUUCUUCUUUUCCGUUUCUAUUCUACCAACGGAUUGGAUCAUUGCAUCGUUGGAUUUUCCUAACAGCCACCUCAGCCUCAGCAUCAACAACAGCAGUAGCAGCAGCAGUAAACCAGCUCUCUAUCCUCCUCAGCAGCAGUAACCCAGCUCUCUAUCCUCCUCAGCAGCAGAGAAAAAUUGAGUCAACCAUCGUACAGGGCCUGCUGUGGUUACUAUAAGGCAUUGGCUAUGUUCAAGGAGAGGAGGAUAAUUUACUUGGCGGCGUUACAUCUGCCGGUGCGUUUGUAAGGCAGAGGAGGGGGCAGAGGCAGAGAAGAGGGGAAUGCUUCACCGUACCAAAUACAACAGAUUCAGGAAUGAGUCAGUGACGUCUGUCGAUGAUCUACACGGCCUCUCCAUGAACCCCAAGGUCUCGGCAGCCUCUGCGUCCUCCGCCGAGCCCCCGUACACCCCUCCUGCAGCGCCAUCCGAGGGCGGCGUGAACCACCACCACCACAACCCCGCCGCCGACCCCUCAGACGAUGGAGCCACCACCCUGUGCACCCUCAUCAACAAGGUGUCCAACCUGAAAUUCACCAACUCAGGCUCCAGCCUGCUGGGUAUGAAGAGCCUCCCCUCCCACGUCAAGGACCUGACCCUCUCCAAGCUGCAAGGCGGUGGAUGCUCCGGUGGGGGCUCCGGCGGUGGAUCCAGUGGUAGCGGCCUUGCCUCCAGUGUGCCGUUGGCAGCCUCCGGUAGUGGUAGCAGUGGUGGCGGUAACGGCUCCUCCUGUGGCUCAGCCUCCAGUGUCCCCCACCACCACCACCCCCCCUGCUCCCACUCCCACUCCUCCCAGCAAGAACCAGGCACCAUGAGCAGCGCAGGGGGAAAGAAGGGCAGCAGGCUGGGGCUGGAAGAGAGGGAGGCUGGGCAGAGACAUGGACAUGGAGGGGAGGACUGGGGACCUAGUGGAGGAGGAGGAGGAGGUGGUGGAGGUAACAGUAACAGUGGACUGGUGAAUAAACCCUGUUCCAGAGGAUGGCUGCAUUCCAGUGAGAAGAUCUCUGGACCCGGAGUGACGUACAUUGUAAAGUAUUUGGGUUGCAUUGAAGUCCUUCGGUCGAUGAAAUCACUGGAUUUCAACACAAGAUCGCAAAUAACGAGAGAGGCCAUCAGUUUGGUGUGUGAGGCGGUCCCGGGGGCCAAAGGAGCACUGCGGAAGAGAAAGCCUCCAUCUAAAGCCCUGUCCAGUAUCCUGGGGAAGAGGAACCUCCAGUUUGCUGGGAUGAGCAUCAACUUGAAUAUCUCCACCAGUAGCCUCAACCUGAUGACCCCAGACUCCAAACAGAUCAUAGCCAAUCAUCAUAUGCAGUCCAUUUCCUUUGCAUCGGGCGGAGAUCCAGUGAGUGAUCCAGACACGACUGAUUAUGUUGCCUAUGUAGCGAAAGAUCCUGUCAACCGAAGAGCGUGUCAUAUUCUGGAGUGUUCUGAUGGUCUGGCCCAGGAUGUGAUCAGCACCAUCGGCCAGGCCUUUGACCUCCGCUUCCAGCAGUACCUCCAGUGUCCCUCCAGCAAGAUGACCUCUGUACACGACAGGGUUCUGAAUAUGGAUGAGUCAGUCUGGACGGAGGAGGAGGAGGAGCCUGCUGAACAUCCAUACUACAACAACAUCCCCGGCAAGAUGCCACCACCUGGAGGUUUCAUAGACACCCGGCUAGGCCAGAGCAGCCAGACUGAGCAGGCCCCAGGGGCUGGGGUGGACCAGACUUACUACCAGGGUAGACACUGUGGGGAGAUCUGGGGAGCGGACAGGAGGCCUACUGGGAUACUCGUCCAACAGGGAUCAUGUGAUAUCUACAGUCUGCCAGAGGGGAAGAGUACAGUACCAAAAACGGGGGAUGUGCCUACUUACGUCAACACACAGCAGAUCGACGCCCAGGUUCUGGCAGCGCUGCAGGCUGAACAGGACAGCAUGGCAGCAGAAGGGGCAGCGGGUACAGCAGCCAAAGAAAGUCCCAGGAAAGACCUGUUUGACAUGAAGCCUUUUGAGAAUGCCAUCCUGACCCAGUCAGGGGUCCCUGCCCUGCACAAGGCUGGAUCUGUGGAUAACACCAGCCCCUUGUUGGUGCGCUCUGCUGCCUUCAAGGCCCAGGAGGAGCUGGAAGGCCAAGCAUGGUACCACGGAGAGAUGAGCCGACGAGACGCAGAGAAACUACUGCUAGACGACGGAGACUUCCUGGUUAGGAAGAGCACCACCAACCCUGGGUCGUACGUACUGACGGGCAUGCACAACGGACUGGCCAAACACCUACUGCUGGUGAAUCCUGAGGGCACGGUGCGGACAAAAGAUCACAUAUUUGACAGCAUCAGUCACCUGAUAGGCCAUCACCGUGACAACAGCUUGCCCAUAGUUUCUGCAGGAAGUGAACUGUGUCUGAAGCAGCCUGUGGGCAACAGGAAACAGUGACGAUCCACUCGCUAAGCCUGAUGGGAGAUGGAGUUCUGAAACAAAAAACCUCCAAUCCCUCCUGAAAACCUGAAACUUGAAGAUGAAAAUCGAGAAUAUAUUAUUGUUGAAAAAGGUUACUUAACGAUGAUGACAGUCGUGUUGGAAGCGGUCUGUGGCAAAGGAGGAAGAGAAAGAAGAGGUUUGCUGAUAAAAAAUGAUUUAUAGAACUGUUAUUAUUUUGUUGUGAUGAUUGAAAUGCUAUAUUUUUGAGAAGACAUAUAGGUGCAUUUGGGACAUAUAUGUUGAUUUGGUGUUUUAAAAACUAAAAAAACAACUGUUAGUAGUUUAGAUGACAAAGUGCAAAUUGACCUCAAGGAGGGGAAAGAAAAUAGUAUUUUAGAUUAAAACCCUACAUUUUAGUUUUGUCUAUCAAGCACAACCAGAUUUACACAGUCAUUGGUAAGUACGAGUUAGGUAGAGGAAAACAACUAUUUGAAAAUGCUGUUGUUUAUAUUGAAACUAUUUUAGGAUUAUUUGUCCUUUAUCGCAGCUAUAGCGCGACGACAUCUUCACUUGGGGUUACUAAUGAAUCUUUCCUGGUCCCAGACCUGUUUGUGCUGUCUUGCCAAAACCUGUGGACAAUGACCAUAGACCAUAGGAGUUGGUAAGACAGCACAAAUGGGUCUGUGACCAGGCUAUAAUGAAUCUGCUUUAUAAGAAAUAAAGACGUGAAUGUGUUUUGCUUUACAGUAGUCACAGUGUGUUGGGGUCAGGGGUCGUGACCUUUAACCCCUCAUAGUGCUGUCAACAUGGCUUUAAAGAUACUGGGUGAAUCUCAAUUGUACUCCCUUGAUUACUCGCAUCCUCUCUCCUUGCCUCCUUCACAAAACCUUCCGAUAGCCUCAUGAAACCAGACUGAUCUAAUUGUAAGUCUCUCUGGAUAAGACCAUCUGCUAAAUGACUAAAAUGUAAAAAUGUGAGAUUUGUGACAAUGUCACAUUCUGUUUCACUUCACGAAACGUAAGCGCAGCGGUCAGUCUGGUUUCAAGAGGCUAUAUAGAUCCGAGGGGAGGACCCUCACAUCUUCUGCUCCAAUGUGCUUUGAGAAGGAGACAAGGAGGGAGGGCAUGAGGAAUCAAGUUAUUACUAUUGAGAUUGACCCACUGACAUUUUUUUAUAUGAUGAAGUACUCUUCUUGUGUCACUGCAGUCGCAUGACUUGAAAAAUCUAACUGUUCCUGUGGACAUUGUUCAUAGACCUUGAACCCCUUUGGGAGGUACUUGUGUAUGCUCACACUGUAAAAAAAAACAAAAAACUAUUUAUUGCUUUUCUAAAUAUUAUUUCUUCAUUGGUUUCUGGAUCCUUCUUUAAACUGGGUGUGUAGUAAGUCAACUAGUUUGGGGCUUUGAUCAUGCAAAUGAAUAUUCUUCACAUCAUUUCUAGCAUUUAUGGCUUUAUCGUAGACUUUAAAAGUGUAUUAUUUGACAUUAUUAUCACAAAUGUAUAGCACAAUCAGAAGUUUAAAAGAUUAUCUGUGUUAAUUGUAUUGAGAACAAUUCACCAACGUGUUUUAACAUAAAUCACUGUACUGAAGGGAGAUUUAGAAAAAUCCUCUCUAUUUCACCUAGCGCACCCUUACUUAGAUAAUAACAAUAUUAGAUCACUUUCUCUUGUGUAACAAUACUGAUUAUAAAUGAAUUGUCAUUUCUCAAUGUAUAGAUUUCGAUAGGUCUAUUGACAUCACAGAAUGGUCAUCAAUUACAGAAAAGCUUAUAGAUAGAACAGUUAAAUUCGCCUUUUACCUAUGCAUUUAAACUGAAUUUACAUAACUAGGAAUAAUUUCAUUAUAUUUAUCAUGUUAUAUAGCAUGUUCAAUAUUUGUUAUAUAACUAUUGUAAUUACAUUGUAAUAAAAUAAGAAGAAUGAAUAUUUGAGUUGUAUGGUACAACUUAUUUAAAUUCAACCACUUGUAAUCUAUACAUUAAAUAACUUACAAUACAUAUUUGGAACAGUUUUUAAAGUAAUUGCAUAGGUAAAACAGCCACAUUUAUCUAAAUGGUUACAGAAGCUGAAAAUAACAGAUGUUCUAGCAUCACGUUCAAGUACAGAACCUGAAUACUAUGAACAUUAACAAAACCUGUGACACAAACGGAACACUGAUGCAUUUCAGUGUUUGAUAAUGAUGUGUACAGGAUUGAACCAAAACAGAACCUGUGUUUCCAAUCAAUUUGAUUGACAAGAAGACAGUUAUUUAUGAUACUGCAGGCUACCUGUAUUUUGCAGCAAGAGGAAGUGUACAUGAAUCUACUCUCACAACAGUCUUUUAAAUAAGUCUUACUCUGAUUUGUAAAGGGGAUCAUAGCAAUGUUAUGACAUGAUUUGAUAACCUCCCCAUCACAAAAUGAGACAGUUACUGUAGAGCCUAAAGCAGUUUCAUGUACUUUUACUCUAGAUUCCGUGCAUUUACAGACAGCCCACUUCUUUCGUGGCAGUUUAUGAACAGACAAAAUAGACUAGUAAUUAAUUUCGUUUGGCAGAUCUGUACAGUGACUUUUUGGAAAGGACCAAAUUCAAGAAUAGAUUCCCAAAACUCUUAGGGACAAAUCCUGACUGGAGAACCAAGCAUUUUACUCAAACUUUCAAACAAAUAAUCAAAUAAUCUUACAUGAAUCAAUCUUACACCAUUACAGUAAUAGCUUGAGCAUAAAUAAUGUUACGUUAGCUCAACAAAGAAUUGUGAGUCAACUCAACAUUCACAUAUAUACAGUAGGUAGGGAGAUAAGCUAGAACAUGGCUUUUCCAGAUUUCUGUUGAUGAAAAUGUGCCUUUUAUUUGUACCAAUGGUGUUUUUUCUUCUUCAAAGUGCAAUAGCUGGAACUUCUUCAUGGGCAUGCCCUGCCGUUCAUUAGUGUGCGUCCCAAUGGCACCCUAACGCCUAUAUAAAGCACUACUUUUAAAAGUAUUACACUAUGGGAAAUAGGAUGCCAUUGGGACGUAUCCUAAGAGUUGUGUUACUGCUUGAGUGUUGCUGCUUGAGAUUCAACCUUUUUUUUAAAAUUUUCUCUCUCGCUCUAGUUUCCAAAUUCUGAAUAUGCUGGGUUUUUUUGUCAGAAGGAUCACAAAAACACAUUUUUGGAACAAGUAAAAAAAUAAAUAAAAACAAAGAAAUGAGUCCAAACAACGUUUACAGAUGGUAUCUUUGGUUGUAUGAGUUAUCAUCAUUCUGUAUGACUGUUUGCAAUAAAACCGUGAAUGUUCUUCUUUGA